Molecule: messenger RNA, 2859 nt
Organism: Fomitopsis serialis
Lineage: Eukaryota; Fungi; Basidiomycota; Agaricomycetes; Polyporales; Fomitopsidaceae
Product: WD40 repeat-like protein
Exons: 12
Coding region: 1-2859 (952 amino acids)
Biological process (GO): positive regulation of transcription by RNA polymerase I; positive regulation of rRNA processing
Cellular component (GO): nucleolus
Molecular function (GO): RNA binding; protein binding
Source: RefSeq, a predicted model, not a curated record
AUGCCCGUAGCCGUGGACGGGGCGCGUCCCAGCUCACCACCCAGGCUCAAGGACAAGGAAGCUAGACAGCCUCGGGAUGUGCCCCUCCCAGAAACCCCAAAACCAUUAGGAAAGCGUAAACGAAAGGGCAAGGAAAUAGCGGAAGCGAGCCUUGCUUCUACUGCACCGCAGAUCAUAGAUGAUGCUCCGUGGUCCUGGAAAUCUUUGACAGAGGCGUCGGCGAGCAGGGUACCACCGGUCUUUACAAAGGAUGGGCGGUAUUUUUUCUAUGUCGCAGGGUCUACUGUGAAGAUAUACUCUUCCUCCACGGGCCAAAUCGUAUCCACGCUCGAUCAACCCAGUGCGAACGACUCCGGCAGCAAUCAACACACUCCUGAGGCGCAUGCCAUCACCUCGGCGAUCCUGAACCCGCACAAUCCGUUCCAGUUGAUCACUGGCUCUUCGGACGGCCAUAUUCGUCUGUGGAAUUACCUAGAUGCCGUCCUCUUGCAGACGAUUAAUGUCAACAAGUCAAUCAUGCACGUCGCCGCACAUGAGAAGAAGAGUAGUAAAGCGAAGCGCGAAACCUCCGAGGACAACGGCUCUGUGAUUCGCGUGUCGUUGCGGCCCUCUGCUGCCACAGUUGAUUUGCCGAUCCAGCUACCUGCGGAGACCGCCUUCGUAGGGAAGACGCGAGCAACAACAGGCUUGGCUGUGUCACCAAGUGGUGCAUGGGUCGUCGCAACUGGUGGACACAAAGCCUAUGUCUGUCCGACAUCUCAUCUGUCCGCCGGCUUCACGAAAUUUGUCUCCCCAGAGCAGCUCACUUGCCUUGCGUUCCACCCGUCGGAGGACUAUUUCGCGACGGGGGACGUCACGGGCUGCAUACGCUUAUGGUACUGUCUGGACGCUGGUCUCACGAAGUCGUUCGGCGUGCAGAGGACAGCUCAGACGACAACUAUGCAUUGGCAUGCUCACGCUGUGUCGUCCGUCACAUUCACCACCAACGGAGCUUACCUGUUGAGCGGCGGCGAGGAAGCGGUGCUCGUGAUCUGGCAGCUGCACUCAGGCAGGAAGGAGUUUGUUCCGAGAGUUGGCGCACCCAUCUCGCACGUUGCAUUAUCGAGGACAUCCGAAGGCGAAGAGGAGUACCUUCUUGCCUUGUCCGACGCUUCGUUCGUGUUUAUUUCGAGAUCAAUCGCUCGCAUCAGAAUAGACCCUGCAACAUCUCAUAACCGCGCUUCCACUUCCGCACCUUUGGCUUUUCACUCAUCGACAUCUACUCUCAUACUGCCAUCAUCGCAUCCGUCAACGCUCCAAAUUUACCAUCCAGCAUCCUCCCGACUUAUGUCGGAACUCGAAGUCUCGCCAUCGAACAGGGUGGCGCGCAGAGACGAAAAGCCAUUACAGCCCUCUCGCGUGGAGCACGCUGUAGUAUCGGAUUCUGGGGAGUGGAUGGCGACCAUAGAUCGUCAGGUCCACUUAAAGAUAUGGUGGUGGGAUCACAAGUCCGAGUUCUGGAUAUUGAACACUCGUAUAGAGCGUCCGCAUGGCUUAUCUAGAGCCAAUGGUAAUGAUGAGAUGUUCCUCAUCACCGUCGGUGCGGAUGGUAACAUCAAGUCUUGGGGCAUCCGCACAGUCAAGCAAAAGUCGGGGAACAUGGAAGUGUUCUGGGUUGCUCGAUCUACUACGCGCUACCGCUCCGAGGUCCCAAGUCACGUAUCGUGGUCAGCGGAUGGGUCGUUAUUCGCCGUCUCCCUAGGGCCACAAGUUGCUCUCUUCGACGGCAAUACCAACGCCCUUCAUCAAGUCCUGACCUCCUCGGAUUGCGGGCGUGCGCUAUCGGCCCAUUUCGUGGGUACAAGCGGCCGGUUUGUCGCCGUAGUGGGACGUAAUGACGUGAUGCUCUGGGAUUUGCUUACGCGUUCAAUGCGCUGGCGAUACACGAGCACGUACUUUAUUGAUCGAUUGGUGGUCCACCCUACAGAAGAGUCCUUCACCGUUCUCGAGCGCUCCAGUACGUCCGCGCACACGACAUCGGCUGCUAGAGCCGUUCUCCUCCGUCCUACUUCCCCCGUCCCGACUGCAAAACGAUGGUUACCCUUCAGCACUCGUGCUGCACUGUCACAUCCAUCCCUAGAUGCCUUCACGUCUGAAGCGUCGUCGUUUGUCCUUGUGGGCAUCACGCACAAGUGGGGUGUCGCGGUCUUUGGGGAUGAUGUACGACUUCCAGAGGAGAAGGGCUCGUCACCUCGGGGUAUCGGCAACGAAAGUACGGCUGGACCAUCAAAGCGCACGCUCUUCCACGACAUAUUCGGAGCGUCUGCUCUGGUCGAACCUAUCUCGGCCGCAGGGCAGCCACCGGAAGUCGACAUCGCUCGCUCGUGGAGGGGUAAGGAAGUCGCGGAGAUCUUCGAUGCUCCGACCCACCUCAUGCCUCCCGUCACAUCGCUUUUUGACACAUUGAUGGACUCCUUCCUCACCGUCAAGGUCCCGGGUAAAACUGCACAGCCCGAGGAAGAGGAGGAGGAAGGAUCAACCGAGGAUGUCGAAAUGCAAGACGACACACAGCCUCUCGUCACCGAGGCUCGCAUCGAACGUGUAGUCAACCGACACGAGAUGGACGCCUUCAUCGACUUAUUCAAACACUGCGCGAUGAAGGGUCCCACCAUAUCACACCAGGAUCCAUCAAGGAACAAUCUGCGACACGCAAAUGGCGGCCAUAAGGCACUAUCCAACGGCGUCGCUCCCUCUACACCAUCAUCGACCAAAACCAACGGUGCAAAGCAAAGCCUCCUUACGCCCGAUGUAUCAUCAACGCCAUCAAAAACCUCGCCAGCCGUCAAGGCCGGGCAGAAACGCAAAAAAUCAUUAGGAUAA